AUGAAGACUGCGUUAAUUUUAGAUAGUCCUCCAAAGACAUUAUUUGAUGAAAAAAAUAAAGAUCACUGGAGGAUCCAAGCGCAAUGGGUGCUAAAAUUAAAGGCAACAUCGCCAUUGAAUACCAAAAUCGCCAAGAAUGUAAUCCUAUUUCUAGGUGACGGCAUGAGUAUACCAACCAUAGCUGCUACCAGAGUGUACCUUGGAAGGAAAUAUGGUUACUUGGGAGAAGAUGUAAAAUUGAGCUUUGAAAAUUUCCCAUUUACAGGCUUAGCUAAGACCUAUUGUGUUGAUCAUAACGUUGCUGAUUCAGCUUGCAGCGGUACGGCUUACCUUUCAGGAGUAAAAGCAAAUAGUGGCACUGUGGGUUUGAGUGGUGCAGUUAAAAGAGGAGAUUGCGAGGGUCAGAGGGACACUAGAAACUCUGUCACUGGCUUGAUGGAUUGGGCCCAACAAGCUGGAAAAUCUACUGGUAUAGUAACUACUACUAGAGUAACACAUGCGUCACCCGCGGCUGCGUACGCGCACUCUGCGGAUAGGAAGUGGGAAGCGGACGUAGACAUGCCCAGACAUGGCCUUCGUUGUGAGGACAUAGCCAGCCAGCUUAUUAGGGGCCGAGUGGGAAGCAGUAUUGACGUUGUUUUUGGAGGUGGCAGAAAAAAUUUCUAUCCUCGCACUGAGAAAGACAGUAAAGGCCACUAUGGAAUAAGGAAUGAUGGAAGAAACCUGAUUAGAGAGUGGCUUCUUAAGAAAGAAAUCUUGGGCUCAUAUCCAAAAUAUAUUUAUAAUAAGCAAGAACUUUUUAAAUUGGAUGAUAAAUAUGAUAGUGUCCUUGGAUUAUUUUCGUUUGACCACAUGCCUUACCACCUUGAAGCGGAGGAAGACGAUCCUACAUUAAGUGAGAUGACUCAAAAGGCUAUAGAAAUUUUGUCACGGAAAAAUCAGGGCUAUGUGCUGUUUGUGGAAGGUGGAAGGAUAGAUACGGCCCAUCAUGAAACAAAGGCUCGAAAAGCGCUGGAUGAGACGGCAGAAUUUGCGAAGGCAGUAGAAUCAGCUCUACGAAUGGUUAAUCUUGACGAAACUUUAAUAGUGGUGACAUCUGAUCACAGUCAUACCAUGAGCUACAGUGGAUAUAGUAAACGGGGUUCGGAUAUUCUAGGAAUUGCUAAUGCAAAGUAUAAUUCAUCUGAUAACUUACCGUACACUAUUUUGAGUUACGCUAACGGACCGGGCUUCAAAGCUAACACAGACUUCAAGAGACACAACAUAAUGCUGGACGAUAUGAAUGACUUGAACUAUACAUAUCCUUCACUGGUCCCCAUAUCAAGGGAAACUCAUGGUGGAGAAGAUGUAGCGGUUUUCGCUAAGGGCCCAUGGUCACAUCUUUUUAGUGGGAACUAUGAACAAAAUUUCAUUCCACAUGCAAUAGCAUACGCAGCUUGUAUAGGCUCUGGAUUAACUACAUGUAAAUUA
Brenthis ino (lesser marbled fritillary) is the source of this 1470-nucleotide messenger RNA. Lineage: Eukaryota; Metazoa; Arthropoda; Insecta; Lepidoptera; Nymphalidae. The record is from the annotation of a GenBank genome assembly.